GUUGCGCUUUGCUCAAAAUUCAAGUAUGUCAGGUAUGUAAGUGUGCCAGGUCAGAAUUAAUUCAGUCCGAAUUGAUGACAUUUCACGAUAUUUUGCCAUGUGUGUUUGCUGUCGAGGUUAGGCGUGUCCAUUUCCGCAAAAAUAAAAGCGAAAGCGAAAAUCCGCCCACAGUAAAGCCGCGGUGCGUUCGGACCUCUUAUCUCGCUCGUUCACUAACUUCUCGAUUUAAUUCCCCGCUAAAAAUUUGAAAUAAUGCCCACUAAAAAGGACAUCGUGAAGGACGCGCUGGAAGACCUGUCCAAGAUAAACUUCAAAAAGUUCUGUGAUGCUCUGGUGGAUCGCCGCGGUGACAGAAAGGUGGCGAAAAACAAAGUGCAGGAUAAGGACUUCAUGGACGUAACCAACGUGCUGGUGUCCUCUUUCACCGAGGACGAAACUCCAGCCGUGGUCAUCGAAUUGCUCAAGUCCAUCAAAUGCUUCGAUGAGGCCAAAAAUCUCGAGGACCUGAUUGCCGAACAUUUCCCAAAGUCAUCUGCUAGCAAAGCAACCGCAGCAACCGCAGCAGCCGCCGCAGCAGCCGGCGCUGCGGGUGAGACUACAUGCUCCAGCGAGGAGCACUUUGUGGACAAGCAUAGGACGGAGCUAAUUGAGCGCGUGACCAACAUCCCUCCAAUUCUGAACCUUCUGCUGAAAAAGAAGGUCAUCCAGGAUCCGGUCUAUGAGGAAAUCUGCGAUACAAAGGGCAACCCGGAAAAGAUGACCAAGAUCUACAGGCAGGCUCUCAAGUCUGGCAUUUGUGCCAAGGACAUUUUCUUUGAAAUCCUCAAGGAUAAAGAGCCAUUGCUCGUGGAGGACCUGGAGAAAAAAGCGUAGAUGUCUGUCCUCCUAUUUCCACUCUUUGGCUAAUUUACAGAAUUCCACUUUUCUCUACGCACGACCUUUUCCGGAGACUAAGAGUACCAAACAAAGUCAAAAUGUUCAAACAAGUGUUGUUUGAUACACAGAUCAGCGUUCGCUUCUGAUAAGUUCCACAUGCUCGAUUGCCCUGUUGAGGUAACUUGGCGAUAAAGCGCUGCCUCAACAUGUGAACAUCCAAUUUUAUGGGCUUUAAACUUUAACCUCAGUUUAUUGGACAUGCCACACCCUCAAAACUGGCUCAUUUUCACUCGUGGAGGCAACAGGAUGCAGUCCAUUGUGUGUUUGUCACAUUCGGAAUGGUGCCGGACGACUCAGUGCCGCUUGCACCAGGGUUUAUUGAAGGGAAAAGACACGAUGACGGGAACAAACAGGCAGGGGAACAUAGUGACGUAUGGGCAGCAGAAAAGGACGGGAACCAGACGUGGGAAGAUCUAGACGGAGUGAAAACGAUAAGCAAGAUUUUUUACUGAUCAAAAAAUUACAGCAGGAAAACAGGCAGGACCAAACAG
Molecule: messenger RNA, 1427 nt
Organism: Syngnathus acus (greater pipefish)
Lineage: Eukaryota; Metazoa; Chordata; Actinopteri; Syngnathiformes; Syngnathidae
Gene: pycard
Product: PYD and CARD domain containing
Exons: 5
Coding region: 253-873 (206 amino acids)
Biological process (GO): innate immune response; inflammatory response; regulation of apoptotic process
Source: RefSeq, a predicted model, not a curated record